CUUAUCUUACAUUUAAGUACCUAAUGAAUUUAUUUAUUAACCCUUUUCAGUAUUAAAAUGUACCCUAUUGAUACACGCACCAACACCAACUAUACUGGACCGACUAUCGCUUUUAAAAUUAAGAAUGUCUUCGGAUAUAAGGACGAAGAAACCGGAAUUUAUCCCCCCUGAGAACGACGUAGACCCAUUGGAGACCAAAAUCGUCAGAACUGGCCCAAUAACUCCUAUAAGCAGACACAGGAAGAAAAGACUUCGCAUCCGCACCAUACCCACGACAAAAUCAACAAUAAAUAUAAAUGAAAUAAACAUUAAUAACUUAACAAUACGUGAAAAUGUAACAAAUAAAGCAAAACCUUUGAGAACGAAGUUGCAGGCGAAGAAAUGGGAGAAACAUGUAAAAAAAUAUGGCAACCCCGUUGAGAUUUUUUAUAGGAGGGAUACGGGAUUGGACGCUCAGACGGAAGCUGAGAUGAGGAGGCGGCAUUCCUUGCUCUGUGUAGACCUGUUGAGACCUAUUAUAACUGGCAUGAAGAAGAACGCGACGGUCAGCAAGUUCAUUGGGGAACAGGUUGCAAAUCGCCUCAUCCAACUGCUAUCUUCAAACGGCAAAUCACAAACGCCAGAAGAUAUAGAAGCUAUAUUGUAUCAAAUAAACGAAUUGCAACUACGCUUCUUCCAAUGGGAAGUUACGUCUUUGAAGAAAUUAUUCAAUUUUAUUAUGCCCGGACAAAAGCACUCAUUCAAAUCAUUAAAACACGGAGUGAAGAAAAUUUUCGAAAAGUGGCAUAUGGACCUGUCUAACACGCAAAUUUUGAUCAAAGACUCACGAAUGUUUCGACCGCCCUGUAUAGGAACUUCUGAAGGAUCAACUAGAAGCUCCCUGGGGACUCGUUACACAAAACCAGCAACGCCGAAAUCCACUUGUAAGCCGAAGGAUACAGAAUGCAAUAAAGAGUAUGAUGUGGGAUAUUAA
Molecule: messenger RNA, 973 nt
Organism: Amyelois transitella
Lineage: Eukaryota; Metazoa; Arthropoda; Insecta; Lepidoptera; Pyralidae
Exons: 4
Coding region: 125-973 (282 amino acids)
Source: RefSeq, a predicted model, not a curated record